ACUUGGUGAACAUGAGAAUUGCGUGACCAAUAAAGCUUGGAUUAGAUCAAAUUACAAGUAAAGUAUCCAAUCUUCAUCGUCAUCUUGAAACAAACUUACGUAGAUGCCUAAAAUUAACAUAAAAGCAAAUAGUUGUCUGAUAUGAGGUUUUUUUUUCCUUAAUUUUUUUUUUAUUUCAAGAAAUUAAUAAAGUGGCAAAGUAAUAUUCCAAUACAGCAUCUAGCUCCCCUAUAUAUCUUCCAUCCCUAGCUAGCUAGUUCUAUAUUGCUUGGAAUUACCUCCUGUAGGAGUCUGGGUCGUGUCUCAGUUCCAGUGUGACUGAUCAUCCUCUCGAACCAGUUACUGAUCAUCUCCUUGGUAAGCUAUUGUCUCACCGACAAUACUUACGCGAGAGUAUGCGGACGACGUGAUGGAGGUGCCGAUACACCGACCGGAGUCUAAGGAAACCUACCUGUUAACAAAUGCCAGGAAAGGUGCUUGGACUGAAGUGGUGAAGUUAUACAAGGAACACCCAGAGGUUCACAAGCUCAAGGUCUAUACAUCAGGGGACACCAUGCUGCACAUUGCUGUGUCGGAAGGAAAACAAAGUGUUGUUGAUGGGCUAGUGUGGGCACUGAGUGCGAAUGUGGAGGCUCUGAAAGUGAAAAAUGAGGAAGGGAAUACCCCUCUCCAUGUUGCAGCAUCACUGGGGCUCGACAGGAUGUGCGAUUGCAUUGCGAGUAAAGACUCUGAACUAAUCGGUGUUCGGAACAAUAAGGGCGAGACUCCUUUCUUCUUGGCCGCUCAGCGCGGUAACAGAGACGCUUUUCUUCGUCUCCAUUCCAUCUGCGGCACCGAGCGAGGCUACGAAUAUUGCAGAGGGAAUGGUGGUGAAACUAUUCUUCACUCUACAGUCCCCGGAGACCAUUUUGAUUUGGCAUUUCAAAUAAUUAUUAGAUACGACAAACUUGUGAACCAUGCCGAUGGACAAGGACUUUUUCCUUUCCAUCUGCUUGCCAACAAUCCUUCGGCCUUCAGGAGUGGGAGUGAUCUUGGAAGGUUCAGACAAUUCAUUUAUGAUCACUGCUUGUGGAGCAGCUUAUGGGCACUCUUGGUUGAUUACUUAAAGCUGAAUCACUGGUUUUUGAGGUUCUGGAAGGUACAAGAAGCUGUGAUUGGAAGAUAGCAGUGUCUCCCUUCUUUGUUCACAAGCAACAAGACUUGGUUUUUGCCAUGUUUCAAUGGUUGUUGUGUAUUGUAUAGGUCCUUUAACCUUUUGUUGUCUUUUUGUCUCUAUUAAUGGCCUCGGCCUUCACGUGAUUUUGUUUUCCCCUCUUUUUUGAGGGCUUCAUGUAUCUAUUUUAUCUUCAAUACAAGCUUACCUUUAACUAAAAAAAAAAAAUGUAUAAUUAACUAUCGGACUUUCAAAUCAUUUUUCAUGUACUUAAUACCCGUUGUUAUUUGCAAAGGUAUAUCUAUUGUUGAGCUCAGCGAAGUGGAAACUAGCUAUGACCAACUCAAUGCAUUGAAGAGUGAAGUCGUAAAGGUUGAUCCAACCAAUACUCAAGGGAACUACCAUACCUGCAUCAACUUCUUUCGACUAUUUGGUGUGUAUUUGUGUUUUUUUUUUAAUAUAUAGAUAUAUAUCAUAUUUUCUAUAAUUCAAUAUUCUAGAAUAUUGCUCUAUGGUUGCAAGUUUAAGGUUUAAACUUUAGUUCCCGAGCUGAAAAUUUGGUACCCCUCCAUUUGUAUAUCUUCAGUGUGACUGAUUUCAAAGUGGUUAUCUUUAGCUAGGUUCAAGCAUAUAUAAAAUUAAACAUAUUUAUGAUUUUUUAGUUAUUUUCUUGUGUUAUAAAGUGUUGAAGUUGAAACGGAGCAAAUUAUUAUUAUUAUUAUUAUUAUUUUCACCUUCAGUUAAUUUUAUGAAAAAUACUCAAGAGAAUGACGUGGAAGCAUAUGGCAAUGGACUAGUUAAUCGGAACCAACAAGGUGACCUUUUUAAUUAAAACCCCACAUUCAUAAUCUGUUUUAUAUAUUAAGUUUCGGCUUUAAAGAUGGUAAGUAUUACAAGGG
Molecule: messenger RNA, 2052 nt
Organism: Cornus florida
Lineage: Eukaryota; Viridiplantae; Streptophyta; Magnoliopsida; Cornales; Cornaceae
Product: ankyrin repeat-containing protein At5g02620-like
Exons: 3
Coding region: 410-1165 (251 amino acids)
Molecular function (GO): protein binding
Source: RefSeq, a predicted model, not a curated record